AUGCCUAAGGUUAAGCGCGGCAAGAAGGACGAUGGCAAGAAGAAGCGCGGCCCCAAGCGUGGUCUCUCUGCUUACAUGUUCUUCGCCAAUGAGCAGCGCGAGAACGUCCGUGCUGAGAACCCCAACAUCACCUUCGGCCAGGUUGGCAAGGUUCUUGGUGAGCGCUGGAAGGCCUUGAACGACAAGCAGCGUGCUCCUUACGAAGCCAAGGCUGCUGCCGACAAGAAACGGUAUGAGGACGAGAAGGCCGCUUUCCAGGCCGAGGAUGACUCUAACUAA
Molecule: messenger RNA, 279 nt
Organism: Metarhizium robertsii ARSEF 23
Lineage: Eukaryota; Fungi; Ascomycota; Sordariomycetes; Hypocreales; Clavicipitaceae
Product: nucleosome binding protein
Exons: 3
Coding region: 1-279 (92 amino acids)
Source: RefSeq, a predicted model, not a curated record